ACGUAUAAUCGCCUAAGCGAAAAUCCCCUAAAAGGAUUAGAUGUUCAUACUUUCAAUGUUAUAUAUAACUUAUUCCCUGGAGUAAAAUGUAAAAAAAGUAAACAAGUAAUUGCAAAUGUUGUCGAAGAGACUGUUAGUUUUUGAAAUGUGAAAAUAUUCUACUUUGUCUUCUUUCACGUAUAUGCUCUGUUUUGAAGAUGGAAAAGAUUUAGUGUCACCUGAUAAUAUCCUUUAAUCUUAUUUACAUUAAGGGGCUCAAAUCUUCUCUUUCAUUGGUUCGUCAUAACAUAAUGUGGAAUGAAUCUCAUGCUCUCAUUGGUUAGUAUACACGUCAAUCACAUUCACCAGAGGUCAGAAAAGUAUCCACUGUACAAUUUGUAAUGUAUACACUUCCAUCACUCUGUUACAGCAUGACAACCAUCCACAAGUCAACAAUGUCGGGAAGCAUCCUGAAAACUACAGCCACCCUGUGAGCCAAAGUUCACCAUGGAGACGGAGGAGGCACCUGCGCAGUGCAAUGAUGACAUGGCGGAGACCUGCACAGUGUCAGUCAAAGGUCUAACAGAGAACUGGCAAAAAUGGUCUGAUGACCACAGUGAGUAUCAGAAACUCAACCCCUUCAGCAACGGCAAAGUGUUUCCCCCACAAAACCAGCGAGGACAAGUGGGAUAUGGCAGGCCUCUAGAGGGCUCUAAAACAGAGCAGAGAGGAAAAGACGCCCACUCCCACAUCAGCAGAGAGGUUACCGAGCUCUGCCAUGUGAUUAGGGAGAUUGGUGUGUGCAGAGAGGAUGACAGACCAGCUGUACAGUUUGGAACGCUGUUUGAGAGAUACGUCAACAUCUCAAAUAAACUAGUGGGAGUUCUGUUGCGGGCACGCAAGCAGGGGCUGGUCCACUUUGAAGGAGAGAUGCUGUGGCAGGGGAGAGAUGAUGGAGUGGUCAUCACCUUGUUACAGUGAUUGACAGCAAUGAUGGAAACCACGUGCCAGGCUCAAAGUGUACAUUACUGUCAAUUAUUGCGUUAUAGAUAUGUAUUUUACUUAGCUUCCGGGCCAAAGAAACAAUUGUUGAGAUACUAAAACUGAGUGCUAGGUUAUGCUGCUACUUUUGCAUGCCUUAAAAGGUGCUGCAAGUGAUUUCUACCAUCUCCAAAAGCCCUGCCCUCCAAAGGCAUGUCCGCUUUUCUGGGAUCAGAAAACCCAAACACACGAUAGUCAUAUUUCUGACUGGCUAAAAAAGGGUGGGUCGAUUCUAUUUUUGAUGUUUUUAGAGCCUAGGUAUAUCACAGGGACAGAUGUGAUUUCUUAGGACACCUGUUUAAGUGAUAUCUGUGAGGUAACAGGGAUGUUAUAUGCAUUGUAUUCCUUAAGAAAUCAAUUACAGCACAAUUAAGGGAACAUACAGUAUACAGUCAAAAUGUAACAUGGAAGUGUUAACAAAUUGUAAUUUGUUUCAAACCAUAAUCACAUUUAUUUGCCAUCACUUUGAAACACAGUAUUUAAGGGAUAGUUCACCUAAAACUGAAAAUGUUCUCAUCAUUUACUCCAUCCUAGAUGUUUAUGACUUUCUUCUGCAGAAAACAAAGAUUUUUAUAUAAAAUCUCAGCUCUGUAGGUCCUCACAAUGCAAGUGAAUGGUGACGAAACAUUUGAAGCUCCAAAAAGCACAUAAAGGCAGCAUGAAGGUAAUCCAUAAGACUCCAGUGGUUAAAUCUAUAUCCUCAGAAGCGAUAUGAUGUGAUAUGUGUGGGUGAGAAACAGAUCGAUAUUUAAGUCCUUUUUUACUAUAAAUUCU
This is a messenger RNA of Myxocyprinus asiaticus (Chinese sucker), 1794 nucleotides long. Its product is annotated as actin-binding Rho-activating protein-like. Bases 487 to 960 code for a protein of 157 amino acids. NCBI's taxonomy places the organism in Eukaryota, Metazoa, Chordata, Actinopteri, Cypriniformes, Catostomidae. Gene Ontology annotation, biological process: positive regulation of Rho protein signal transduction. The record is from RefSeq and is a predicted model, not a curated record. Gene Ontology annotation, molecular function: actin binding. The transcript is spliced from 2 exons.